Molecule: messenger RNA, 714 nt
Organism: Phytomonas sp. Hart1
Lineage: Eukaryota; Euglenozoa; Kinetoplastea; Trypanosomatida; Trypanosomatidae
Source: the annotation of a GenBank genome assembly
AUGAAAAGCACGCCUUUCGCCUUGCGCGGAUCUUUUACCGCCACUUCAAAGCGUUUCGCCGGUGGAGGCUACAAAUUCUUUGAGGAUAUGUACCCCAAACAUGAGCCCGGUCCUCGAUUUGCGUCUUACGAGGAUCAGAUGAAAAGUUUCGAGGUGAAAAGUCUGGAGCCUAAAAAACAGUUCACCGAGUCCGAGAAGCUCCAUCAUCUUUAUGACUGGAAAAAGACGAAAGGAGGGUUGGAGCUGCCGCAAGAGUUCGGUUGGAAUGAGGAAUGGGGCCCGGAGCCCGGGGAGGACGGGCAUAACACCUAUUACGAAAAAAAUAGAAUGUUCAUGUCCUACGAGGAAAAAUCCAAGUAUGAUCUACGUAUUGGCGUCCCUCUUGAGAAAAACGCGAUGCGGCAGCAAGAAUUACCUUACCAAAAACGCCUGAAAGGGGCUUAUCGCAAUCUCGAAGAGAGGGAUGGGGGGCAAUAUGUAAGCAUGCGAAAGCGAAAUUACUGGGCAAAAUACAGCUAUGAAGAUCAGCGCGAUACCAUUGCCAAGGCGAAGGAUGAUUUUUUCAAGGAAUGGCUCGACAAACCCGACGUUACGCCGCAGAAUGUUAGCAAAAAAAUUAGUGAUUACAACGGGACGAAUAAAAAUCAGAAUAUCAAGUCCGUACAGCGGCGCCCUGAAUGGGAGCUGGCUCCAGUUGUGGAGGACAACGAGUGA